Molecule: messenger RNA, 2544 nt
Organism: Polyodon spathula (Mississippi paddlefish)
Lineage: Eukaryota; Metazoa; Chordata; Actinopteri; Acipenseriformes; Polyodontidae
Product: protein FAM81A-like
Exons: 9
Coding region: 106-1380 (424 amino acids)
Source: RefSeq, a predicted model, not a curated record
CCUCGAAUAUUACUGCUUCAAGAUGGGAAUGCAAUUUAACUACAGAUAAGAACCAAAUUGUCAUCUCUCGCGUCGCCCGUUAAAGCAUGAAUUUUUAAAAAGGAAAUGUCAAGACGAAGCACAAGCGUUCCAUCACCUGCAUCUUUUGAACGAUCCUCGCACAGGCCUCAAAGUUCACUGAGGCAUACUUGCUCACUGCCAGCAGUACCGGUGCAUCCCGUUGCUAUGGUAAACCGCGUGGACCAGCUUGAAGACAGGGUCGUCAGUCAUGAGAAGACACCUCCCGUCAUUGUGAAGCAGGCAUUCCGUUUGAAGGAGGAGAUUGUAAACAGUCUGCGAGGGCCGCAGAGCAAAGGGGUGGGGGAGCAGGAUGGUAGGCAGCUCCUGGAAGAGCAUAUCCAGACCAUUACAGCCAUUGUGAGCCAACUGAACAGAGAUAUAGAGGUUCUCCAGGAGCAGAUCCAUGCUCGGGACGGUGUUAGCUAUGGCACUAAUACUGCACUCAAGAGCCUGGAAAUGCAACAUCUGUCUAGCCUGAGUGACCUUCGAUGGAGAAUUGCUAGGUGUGACGCCAGUAUUUCUAUACUGUCUGCAGAAGUGAAGUCUACACAAGAGAACAUCCAGAAUUUAGCCAAAGAGCAUAAAAGAUCUAAAGCUGAUGUGGAAUGCAAAAUCGAACAUAUUGAAAUCCAAAUAUCUAGGGUCUUAGGUAAGACUGAGCAGUCUGUGGCACAGCAAGAAGCUAAGAUUAAGGCAAUCCAAGGGGACAGCAGUCACCAGCUCCACCUACUGGAAGCUAAGUUGGAAGGGGCGUCAGAAGGCCUGAAGAGCCAGUUGGUAUCAAUUCAAAACUCUCUGGAAAAGGAACAGGAACGGGCAGUCACAGCGUGCCUUACGAAGAUUGGGCAACUUUCACUUGUCAUUAAGGAACAAACGGUAAGGAUGCCAGCCAGGAAUGGUAUCAAAAUCAGUUUUGAUCCCAACACUUUAGGAGGUUUAUUGCUAACAACUGUAUCGUUUGUGUGCGAGGAUAAAAAUGCCAAGAUUGUGGAAGAGCGGUGUGGUCAACUCUCCAUGAAGCUUGAUAAGAUUGAGGAGGUACAGAAAACUAACUUAGGGUCCCACAGAGUGAAGCAUGCAGAGGAAAAGGAAAACGACCGGAUCAACAAGAUAGAGAAAAAAAUAUGGAAAGAAAUACAGGACAUGAGAGCAGAGACUAAUGCUGGUUUUGCUGCCAUUCAUGAGAGCCUGGGGUCCCUGAGACAUGUACUUGAAGAUAAAAUUAAACUGGAGAAGGACCAACUCCAGAAACAGAUCCUCCAGGUGAAGAAGAUGACUCAGUCUUCUGUGCAGGAAAAUCAACAGAAGUUGCAUAUGUAAAUGAAUGUAUUAUAUCAUAUGAAAGAGGUCCCUUUCAUACAUGUACGUAAUGGUAGGCUUAUUGCAAUAUAUUAGUAAGCACAUAUGCCUGCUCUAGCACACACUGUUCUUGCAUUGGUACAUGAGAGCGCAGCCCCACACCCUUUAGCCUCUCAAAGAAAGAGCAUCAGUCAGUUGCACAACUGAUUGAUUGAUCAUUUUUUUGUAAUUUCCAAAAUAACAGUAUGUUUAUAUAAAAGCCACACAAGUCGAUGUCCUAAACCUGCCCCACACUUAAAGGAGUUACAGAAUAACAGCUGAGAUGAUUUCUGCAAAACUUUUUUUUUUUUUUGUGAGACUAACAACCACAAUAUUUUGUUCUGCUAAGUACCACAAAUAUCCUAUGAUCCUGUCUGAACUAAGAUCGCUAAGAACCACUAAAAUCACUGCACUUCAUUUGUGGUUUAUUUGUAUAUGUGAGGCUUAGCACACUUUAAAGUAGUGUCUACUAUUGCUUUUUAUUUUACAUGUAACCUGUUAGGCUAGCAUCUUGAGUUCACUGUGCCAAUUUAACAGUUACAUUUUAAAUACAGACUUUUUAAUCUUUCAUGAAUAGCUACACCAUAUACAGUUUCUAUAUUAAAAUCUUGACACAGCUAGGCAGUCAAAUUAAAGGAUGGUGCUGCUGAAGAAGAUAACCCUGUUUAUUUCAACGAGGAAGCUUGCAGACCUAGUACAUGUGACAGAGAAACUGUAAUAGAGGAGUUCUGUAUUUCUGAUCCAGACCACUAUGCUGGUACUGUAGGAUGCUUUCAAUGCUGUUUAUUUUUUUUUAAUUCAUUACCAGUGUGUGUUUAUAGGUUAUUUUGAUAGAUUGGCGUCACACUUGGUGCAUGUGUUGAAAUAUCAUUUUUAAAAGAUCACUAGAGGUGAUGACUGAAACAGAAAAGGGUCCAGUGAAUCUAAAGAAGAAGAACAACUCAUUAGUAAAGAUAACUGAUAUUUUCUACCAAAUUGUUCUUUUCAUGUAAUAGUUACGGUUAACACUGGUGGUUCACUUUAACGUACAUUAUAAACAGGGGUUCUGAUUUAGUUUAUCAGUAAAGCUUGAUUUCUAUCUUAAAAUCAUUGUUGUGUGUACAUAGCAACUUUAAAAGUCAAGGACAUUUUCUUAACCAAUGUAUG